This is a messenger RNA of Chiloscyllium plagiosum (whitespotted bambooshark), 1512 nucleotides long. The record is from RefSeq and is a predicted model, not a curated record. Lineage: Eukaryota; Metazoa; Chordata; Chondrichthyes; Orectolobiformes; Hemiscylliidae.
GGAGCAGCUGCGAUGCAAAACUGAGUGCUUUAAAGAAGAUGUCGGGAGGAAUUCAUGACUUUUAAAUACCUGCCUUCAAAGUGAACAAAACUUCAGACCGAACACUGCCAAGUCUUAACAGUUCAGUCCUACCUUCAAGGUACAGUCAGUGGUGCAUGACCGUUCCAGUUCAGAAGGUUCAGAGAUGGCUUUGUGCCGUGGUGUCCGAGAUCAGAAGUUUUCCUAGUGGCACAAGGAAGGGGAAUGGGAGAAUGGCAGAUGGCAUCAGAGACACAAGACUGGCCAAGAGUCUGAUGGAGGAGCUCUGCAGACGAUACUGGUAGAAAAGAUGAUGAAAGUGCUUUGCUGGAAGUCCCAUACUUAGUGGCGCAACCCACCCACCCACACUGAGCAAUCAUUGCUGAUUCCCUGCCAAAGGGAGGUGAGAGCAACUGACAGAAAGACAGCGAGCAAAUGCACUGGAGAAUGAAUGAGAAUACACAGACCAUGGACUGAUCCUCCUCACUGACAAACAAGCUCAUCCACUCUGAAAAGCCCACUGCUUGGAAACUAUCGGGUCGGAAGCAAAAGGGAAAGAAUUUGCGCUUUCAAAAGAGUAACAGCAGCAGCUUUGUUUCACUGAAGAAUAGAAUAACAAGCCUGAGGUCGAGAGCUGGUUUUACACGUGCCGUUUCGAAAUGGGAUAGAGAUUAUUUCCCUUUGACUGUGAAGAAAGCAACAUCGUCUUUAAAAGGAAGCUGGAGUUAGUGAAAGAAGCCAGGGAUGAACACACGCAAGGAUGAAUCAUUUGGAAUGGAUGAGCUGCUGCAGUUUCAGUCUGGAGUAUGUGUUUCCUAAGAACGGUGACAGGACCAGAGUGAAUGUGGUCCUUAAUGAUACUCAAGAGAGACCAGGUGAAUGAUGGCUUUCAGUUUGCACGUUCCCGGCACUCCAUGGCAGGACCCACUGUUCCUUUUCGAUUCCCACAGUGACACUACUGAAUAUGAAAGAUUCUGCUGGUGAGUCUCGAAAGCCAAGGUUCCGAGAAUGAGUUCUUUAACUGAAGUGGAGAACUCUCUCAAUCUGACCACGUACUCUACACCACCUCUUCUGCUGAAUCUCAGCGCGCUCGGCAGUAGAGGCCUGACAGGGUUUACCGUAAAUCGAUCUGGCUCCUGUAACCUUACCCUUGACCCCGAAGCCCAACUGAGCGACGCGUGCGGCGAGAGAAGGGGGAAAAACUGGCCAGCCCUUCUGAUCAUCAUCAUUAUUGUCCUGACAAUUGGGGGAAACAUUCUGGUUAUCAUGGCAGUGUCACUGGAGAAAAAGCUGCAGAAUGCCACUAACUAUUUCCUCAUGUCUCUGGCUAUAGCAGACAUGCUGGUGGGGAUCCUUGUCAUGCCCGUCUCUCUCAUCACUGUACUGUAUGUCCUCAGCGGUCUGCAGGACGAGAGAAUUGCUAUGAAUGAAGCAGAUGCAUUCCUGACAGUUAUGAGGGAGAACUGAUUACAACACUAUUCUGAUUUAACAUGA